AUGCAAUCAGCUCAACAAGAAUAAAAGGCCCAGCCUUAGAUAUAAUAACAAUAAUAACAACAGCCAGGAGCUUCAACAACAGGAGGCGCCCAAACUUAGGCUCAAUUAGAUCCAAAGGCUAAACCUUAGGGAGCAACACCAACUGGUGAAUCAAUUCAAACAACACUUCUCCUAGGUUGCAAAGUUCAAGUACUUACCAUAGCUCAGGUUAGAUACGUUGGUGUACUCAGUGAGAUUGAUUCUACUGCAAAGGCAAUGACUCUCAUUAAUGUGAAGAGUUUUGGAAGCGAGGGAAGAAGAAAUGGACAGAAUGAGAUUCCACCUGCAGAUGCCGAAAUUUAAGAAGCUAGAUUCAAAGUUGACCACAUUAAGCUUUUUACAGUAAUUGAAAAACCCAACCCAACACUCCUUGAUCCAGCUAUCAUUUCAAGUGUAACAAAGAAAUAAGAAGCUCCAACUUAAUAGAAGCAAGAGCCCACGACAGAUGAGAGCAAGCCUAAAUAGGUAUCAGAGUAAUCAGAAGCAAAGGAGACUCCUGUUGGGGGAAAUUGGAGAAAUUUGUAGAAUGCCCAAAACUAACAAUAACCUUAGCAAUAAUAGAAUUAUUAACAGCAGUAAUAUCACUAAUAAUAUCAGCAGAGACAGUAUCAGAACAAUAAUUAUUAAGAGAGAGAUUAUAACGAUAACAGAGGUGGCUACCAAGGAAGAGGUGGUAGAGGAGGAGACGGCGGCUAUGGUCGUGGAGGCUAUGGCGGAAGAGGCGGCCAAGGUGGAAGAGGAGGCCAAGGUGGAUAAGGCGGUGGAAAUGGCUACUACCAAUAAAAAAGAUAAAUUGGUGAACUCUAGCAAAAUCCAAAUGAGAGUUUAAAGGAGCAACUCAAGGAGACUUUUGACUUUAAUUAGCAUUAGUUGAAGGAGUAAGAAUCAGAGGAAAAAAAAGCUCAAGCUGUAGAAACAAAUUCAAACGACCAAUCAUAAUCAUCUAUUUCGCAGUCAGAUCAAAAGCCAAAGUAUGAUAAAACUGCUGGUUUCUUUGAUCAAAUUUCUAAUUCAACCUAAAAGAAAAACGAUCCAAAUGAGCCAAGAGCAGAUUUCAGAAAGAAAGAUGCAGAGACAUUCGGACUAACUACCUCGAACAACUUCUAGUACGAAAAUAGAGGUGGAAGAGGAGGCCGCGGAGGAAGAGGCGGUAGAGGCAGAGGUGGCUACGAUGGUGGCAGAGGAGGCUACGAUGGUGGCAGAGGCGGCUAUUAAGGUAACAGAGGAGGCUAUGAAGGCAACAGAGGCGGCUAUGAUGGUGGCAGAGGUGGCUAUUAAGAUAGCAGAGGCGGCUAUUAAGAUAGCAGAGUUGGCUAAGAAGGCGACAGAGGUGGCUAUGAAGGCGGCAGAGGUAGCCAUGAUGGUGGAAGAGGAGGUCGCGGUGGCUAUCAAAGUUAUGAUGGAGGCUACUAAGGUAAUAGAGGAUAUAACUAAGGUGGAAGAGGUGGCCGUGGAGGCUAUGAAAAUCGCUAUCAAAGUUUUUAAAAUGAAGAUUAAUAGCAAGAUGAAGGCUUCCCUAACAUGAAAGCUGGUGGUAGAGGUGGAUAUCAACCUAGAGGUAGUUAUAGAGGAAGAGGCGGCUUUCCAAAUAGUAGAGGAGGAGCUCAAUAAGAAUCUGAUUUUUGA
Molecule: messenger RNA, 1665 nt
Organism: Stylonychia lemnae
Lineage: Eukaryota; Ciliophora; Spirotrichea; Sporadotrichida; Oxytrichidae
Source: the annotation of a GenBank genome assembly